UUAAAGAAAAUGGUAUAUUUUGACAAUUGAUAAAAUAUAUAAUUUUAUUCGCAAUAGGUUUGGCAUCAUACUAUUAAUGCUUAUAUUUUGUAUAAAAUAUAAUUUUAAAUAAUCAAUUUAAGAAAACAUAAUUCGACUACCUGGAUUUCUCUUUCAUGACUUCCGGAGUCACCAUUUUCACAAUCCACCGUUAAAACAAGGAGUCAAAAACAAAAUCAUACUUCUAUAACAUUAUCAAACUGCGUCGUGAAGUUUGUAGUCAGUAACCUAUGACCUUACAAGCACUUGUGAUCAAGUGUUAAUUUAUUCUAUAACCUUUGUAUAUCCCCUUUACAAAAUGGGAGAACGAAAAGGAACAAAUCUAUACUACCCUCCAGACUAUGAUCCUAAGGCUGGAGGGUUAAACAAAUUCCUGGGCACCCAUGCCUUGCGAGAAAGAGCCCGAAAAAUUCAUCUAGGUAUUCUUAUCAUAAGAUUUGAAAUGCCAUAUAACAUCUGGUGUGAUGGAUGCAAUAAUCACAUAGGCAUGGGUGUGCGUUAUAAUGCAGAAAAAACUAAAAUAGGAAUGUAUUACACAACUCCUAUUUACCAAUUUAAAAUGAAAUGUCAUUUAUGCGAUAAUCAUUUUGAAAUAAAGACUGAUCCCGGUAAUUUAGAUUAUGUUAUUGUUUCUGGAGCAAGACGACAAGAAAAUCGAUGGGAUCCACUGCAAAAUGAACAAGUUGUACCAGAAACUAAAGAAACUCAGAAAAGAUUGUUUGAUGACCCUAUGUUCAAAUUAGAACAUGGUGCCAGUGAUUUGAAAGCUGGUGAAGAUGCUAAACCAGUUUUAGCUAAGUUAUAUCAAAGAAAUGAAAACACAUGGAAUGAUUGUUAUGAAUCCAAUAAAAUUCUAAGAGAUUCAUUUCGUAAAAGAAAAAAGGAACUACAAUCAAUUGAAGAGAAAGAUAAUGCUUUGUUGAAAAAAGCAAGUUUAGAUAUUAAAUUAGUAGAAGAAAAUAAAGAUGAUAUAAAAUUAGCCUCUUUAUUAGCUAUGAAGCCUAACAAAGUAGAUGAGAAAACGAGGCAUAUGGAUAUUUUAAAUAAACCAGUAUUGCAAGGUUCAACUGUGAUAUCUUUUGGAGGUUUGAGGCGAGAAAAAUUAUUAAAAUCUUCUUUAAGCACAAAAUCAUUAGGCAUUUUACCAAAGAAUCAUUCAUCAGCCAGUUCAACGAUAACUUCCACAGAACAAAAAUCUGAGAAAGAAAUCAGUGCUACAAAUAUUACAUCUUCCAAGUUAUUAUGCAAUUAUUCUUCAUCUGAUUCUGAUUCAUAA
This is a messenger RNA of Ctenocephalides felis (cat flea), 1315 nucleotides long. Its product is annotated as coiled-coil domain-containing protein 130 homolog. Gene Ontology annotation, cellular component: post-mRNA release spliceosomal complex; U2-type spliceosomal complex. The transcript has a single exon. Bases 338 to 1315 code for a protein of 325 amino acids. Lineage: Eukaryota; Metazoa; Arthropoda; Insecta; Siphonaptera; Pulicidae. Gene Ontology annotation, biological process: mRNA splicing, via spliceosome. The record is from RefSeq and is a predicted model, not a curated record.